UGGAAACAACUUGGAAGAGCAAAGAUAAGGCAAAAUUAUUACCAUGCAGAAAAUUAAUCAGCUUUGAGUCAACGGGAUCGUGAAGUUUUUAUAUUCUAGCAAAAUAUUCUGAGAUAUACUCUCAUCAGACUAGAUAGAUCUCUAGAUGACAGAGAGAUCGUUAUAAGAACAUAUUUUUCCUGAUAAUUUCAAACAUGGUGAGUCUACGAUUAACCAUCACAAUUUGCGUCUUAUCCUUAGCAAUCUUCAUAACUGCUGAACCUAUGCCUAUUGACAAAAUCAAAUUAAGGGUACAGAAGUUAUGCGAUGAAAACAAUGAUGACCUAAUAAAAGAAUUGGCAUUGUGUUACAAGCAAUUUGCAUCAACAAUGAAUCAGAGAGUGGCAAGGACAUGCAUCAAAAGACUUGCACCUGAGACUUAUGGUGACCUAUUUGCAUUUGUAAAAACAGUCUGCAAAGAUCUCUCACUUGUAGAUGCAGUGAUGGCUUGUUUUCACACACAUGAUCAAAAAUUUGAUAAGGUCAAGGAUAAGAAUGGAGCAAAAGCUUGUGUUCUUUCCUCUUUGUCGAAACAUGAUGCCUUUCACAUUCUCUUCAUAAAGGACGAAAAAGAAUAAAAACAUGAGCUUUUACUCAUGCAAGAAUUUGUUUAUAAAAAUUGUCAUUGAACACUUGUAUUGUUACAAAGCUUAUGCAUUAUUAAAAUAAACCAAAGUUUUAAAAAAAUUGCAAAGU
Messenger RNA from Parasteatoda tepidariorum (common house spider), 735 nucleotides. RefSeq lists its product as uncharacterized. The record is from RefSeq and is a predicted model, not a curated record. NCBI's taxonomy places the organism in Eukaryota, Metazoa, Arthropoda, Arachnida, Araneae, Theridiidae.